CAAAAACACUCUCAGCCUUUACCUGAAAACACACAGAAAAGUUACUAAAGAUUUGAUGCUUUUCAUCUUUCAUUUAUUUUCUAUAAUUUUGAGGUUUGAACUGUUGGUUUAACAACAUGAAUGUUUACUUUUUACAAAUCAAUCACUCCAACAAAUGACUGGUAGAUUAAUUCAUAAUGAAAAUAAUCAUUAGCUGUAGAAUAACAGUCACAGUCAGAAGGGUCCGUUUCCAUUUUCCUGCUUAGAUUUAUUGAAGUAACAUUUUUAAGGCAGAACUUGUAAUGGAGUGUUGUUGUUGUUGUUUUAACAGUAUCAGUAGCCAUAGCCAAGUAAAGGAUCUGAAUACUUCCUCCACCACUUAGUUUGCAUUUUCUUUUUCAAAACGGGUACACCAAACCUGCUGCAUUCCAUGUGACAGGCAUCGAUAAUAUUAUUCAAAAGUAAUAAUCAGAAUUACUCUCCAAAACAAUUCGGCAUGAUCAAACGAAUUAGAAUCAGGUCUCUAACGGUACAGAGAACAAAAUAAAAAUAAAUAACCGACAACAACAAUAAAUGAUUUGUGCAGAGUGAAAUAAUCAUACUGAAAACCUGAUUAUUGUGAUAUUAGCAGACGGCUUUCGUCGAUAAAUCACAAAAAUUCAAAAUAUAGCCGGGAAUAACAAAUGACGUCAUCAGGGCGCGCCGGCUUCGUGAACGUUAGUGCGGUGUAAACAUGAGCCCACGGUGUUUGUAAAUAUCAUAACCGUUGUAUCAGCAGCGGUGAGUAAACGCUGCUGCAUGUGUUUACACGGCAGUUUCACACAGUGGGAGUUCCGCUAGCUUCAGCCUCAGUGCACGGUUCUUACUUUACCCGUGUUGAGCUCUGCUGAGGCGGUCUGAGCUUUAGCUUUUACUCGGUAACGGUCAGUUUACCGAUGGACGAGCUGCCGCAGCUUCCACCUGAAGUCUGGGUGUACGUCUUCAGCUACCUGAGCACGGAGGAGAAGCACACGGUCCGCAGCUGCUGCAGGUACUUCAAGAAGCUCAUCGACCACCCGUCCCUGUGGAGGGACUACACGGUGGUGCUGUCCGACCUCCGCCGGUACACCUACGGCUUCUGGGACACCCUGCGGCACCGCAAGCUCACCCGGGUGGCGGUGCGACACCUGCGGCGCAAAGAGUGGCGGCGGCUCGUCAAGUUCCUCCCGUCGCUCACCGCCAUAGUGUUCGUGGACGGAGGGCGGUUGUACAAGAAGAAAUACCUGGAAAACCUGUCGCGGUUCCUCGACCUGAGGGACGUCGGGGUGCGGAACGCCACCUGGGACGAGGCGAUGCUGGGGCGGGCUCUGAGCGAGCAGCUGCACGAGCGGCUGACUCACCUGAGCGUGUGCAACGUCCGGCUGCCGUGCACGGUGGAGUUCAUCAACACCGUGUCGCUCCUGGUCAACCUGCGGUACCUGCUCUUCCACCAGCAGGGGGAGGGCUACGGGCUGGACACGGUGAGGCCGGUGCCCUGCGGGGUCUUCCACACCCUGCUGCUGAACCUGAAGAAGCUGAAGCACCUGUCCUGGGGGAUGAGGGGGGAGCCGCCUGAGCCGCUGCCCGACGACUACCUCAGCCCGCCGGACCCGCUGCAGCCAGGGCGGUACGGUGGCCCUGCGCUGACCAGUCUGGAGCUGGUGGAUUACCCAGAAACCAUCCUGCCGGAGAACGCCCUGAGGAGCCUGGCGUCGCUCCGGUCGCUGACUGUCCGCUACAGGUACAUCAGAGAGGGCAUCGAGUGUCGCCUCACGUCCUGGCUCAGUCCUCUGCAGCAGCUGGAAACACUCACCAUUAUCGGCGGUAAUUCUCUCGCCACCUAUACGACCACCAUCCCGUCCAGCGUGACCAGACUGACGCUGCGCGUGGCCAUAACUCUGAAAGACAUGGACUCCAUCGCCCCUAAAGUCCCGGCACUCGAGCACCUGGACAUCGAGCAGAACCGGUCCAGCGGCAGCCUCUGCAGACGAAUCCCCAUGUUGUUUCCUCAGCUCAGGACGCUCAGGAUACGGUUUUUCCGCAGAGAACCAGAGAAAGACCUGCUGAGCCUCCACCGGCUACGUCACCUGGUGCAGCUGGAGCUGCUGGUGGAGCGCUCCUUCAUCCUCAGAGAUUACCUGAACGGUCACCCCUGGCCCAGCCCCUGCGUGCAGGAGCUGAUCAACCAGCUCCGAGAGCUGUCGGAGAACAGGAUCACCGUCAUCACCACGAUGCGCCAGAGGAACCCUCUACGAGAAUGUGACUGUGUGUGGGAGGGGGACUGAAGAGCGGGAGGAUGUGAAAACUGGAAAAGUAGAUUUUAUCCUCCUGAAGUGAGAGGAGGACAAACGAAGGCAGGCAGGUCGCAGCCCGAGCCGUAAAUGAAGCACACUGAAGGUCUUCAGAUGUUAAAACCAUAGUACUCAUGAAAGUGCCUACACGUGAUCAUUCUUGGAUGAAGAACAGACUGAGGAUUAGAGCAGAGUUCUUCAACCUUUUGACUUGAAAACUCCCUGAAAAUGAAGCACUAGUGACCAAUGUUCCCUCUAAGCUGCGCACCUGCGCAAUCACGCUUCUCUGCGCACAGCAAACUACGUAGUGCAUAAAUUACAGUGUGCGACAGUGUGCACGUCUCAUGUUGCUCACAGUGGUCCAAGGAAUUCUCAGGGAGUUUGUGUGUAUGCUCAGACACAUGAAAAAUUAGGAGGAACAUUGCUAGUGACCCUGGACUUCAGGGAACAUGUGAGUUGUGAUUGAGUUCAGUAAAAAUAAUCCACUGAAGUCUUUUGAAAAAGGAGAUACAGUGAACAGGAGGAAUCAAACAACAGGCAGGGGUGUGGGUUGGGUUUGAUCAGUUCCCAGUGCUGAAAACAGAUCAGCAGCAGCAGAUUAUAUCGUCAAGCCAGUUUGUUCCAGCUGUUAGAACAAUCCGUAUCAAUCAGUAAUCAGCAUUUCAGGUCUUCUGCAGCAGGUUACACAUCUAAACUGUAACCUGUAGAAGAUGAAAGCUGAAAUUCAGUAGGUGGAUUCGAUAGGGUUCUGAUUCUGAUAGUGGACUCAGAUUCGGUAAAAUGCUAUUGAAUGCCGUCUCUACUGGUAGCAAAUAAAGGCAGUGCAAAAAAAUAUAGGGAUUUGGGAAUUUGAAUUACCUGUAGCGUACUGCGAAUGAUGCAGAGUCCUGUAGCGCUCCUCUUACUGAAGCUUUUAAUGUGAAGCUUCUGCAGCAGUGUCGAGUUUCAGCCUAACGCUGAGAAAAACUGUGAAGUGCAAAGGCUGCAGUUAAUCGGUGAAUAAAACUUGUAGUUUAGUGAAAAAAAAGAAUAAUAACAUGACUAAAGUACUAGUGGUCAUUAUACUGAAUCAGGAGAAAUAAAGGAGCUAAAGGAGAACCAAUGUACUGAAGACAGGUCUCCAAUAGUUUCUUUCUUUGUGAAUGCAGUGCUCCUCUGUUAUUACAGAGUCUCUGAGAAACCAGGGACAAGAAGCUGCUUAAAUAAUGUGUGGAGAAACACACAACACAGUAAAGUGUACAGGGCGAAACUGACUGACUGAUUCAUACUCUUUUUGUAGUGUGAGUGUUAUGGACACAUGGUGCGUUUGGUUUGUGCAAACUUUACACUUUAAACUUUUUUUUUGGAGUUUGUUUUCCCCACAAAAGAAGUCAAGUCACAGACUGGUUCACCAGGGAAAACACCAGUUUGUUUCUUAAGAAACUGACUCAUGGUUGAGGGAUACAGUUUUUUUCUUUGUUCGUUCUUGCAAUUUUGUUUCUUUGUUGAAGAAUCAGUUUCAGUGUAACUGUAGUGACAACAAAACAAGACUGAAAUUAGCAUUAGCUUUAACAUUACUUCAGUGUAGCAGCCAUGCAGAACCAAAAAGAAGCUUUGCAGGAAAACUUGAAAGUGCUUAUUUUUUAUAGUAUUUGUGUAUUUUUUUCAGUCGUUCAUUUAAAAAAAAAAAAGAAGGUCAUUUUCUGCUUCUUUGUUCAUUGUCACUUUGUUUUUUAAUAUAUAUUUGUCAGUUUUAAUUCUCAUGCAGAUGUUAAAUUAGACUGUCUGUGCUAAUAAAGAUGAUAUGUUUCA
Lates calcarifer (barramundi perch) is the source of this 4079-nucleotide messenger RNA. RefSeq lists its product as uncharacterized. Lineage: Eukaryota; Metazoa; Chordata; Actinopteri; Centropomidae. The coding region runs from base 915 to 2282 and encodes 455 amino acids. The transcript has 4 exons. The record is from RefSeq and is a predicted model, not a curated record. Gene Ontology annotation, molecular function: protein binding.